AUGAGCAGCCAAGGCCCCCUGACAACGUAUCUGCUAGGCAGCACACCAGGCGGCCUAGCCCGAGCAACAAACCACCCCUUUCUAGCAGCGGCAGGCAGCGGCACCCUCCCAAAAUCAACCCUAAGCCAAUGGCUCUCCCAAGACCGGCUCUACGCCCAAUCCUACAUCCGCUUCAUAGGCCUCCUCCUCGCAAAAAUCCGCCUCCCCCGCAAGCCCCCUCAAGCCCAAACCCACUGCACAACCCCCCGAACAAAAAGCAAUCACAGUCCUCAUCGACGCGCUCCAAUCUCGUCCGAGGAAGGUGGCGAGCGUACCUCCUGCGGCUCUGGUAGAUGCAUCACUACCUCAGCUGGAAUCUCAAGUACCGGCUCAAGCGCCUGCCCGGGUUCCACUGGCGGCCGCGAUGGGAAUGCCCUCCUAGCCCGCGACCCCUCAAUCGAUGAUUUCGGAACCGGCUCUGGCUCCCAGGGCGUUGCUGCUACUGGUUCUGGCGCACCCUCCGCCGACCAUGCACUCUGUCGUUCGCAGGGCGAGUGUCAGAUGCCAGCCGGGAGCGAGAUGUGCGUGCCGCAACCGCAGUUCGACACACAGUCUGUUCAGAACUUGUCGCCGUUUGGUAAGGUUUCGACGACUUCGCCUGCGACGGCGGAUGGGGCGGGGACUGGAGCUGGGACUGGUGGACCUGGACCUGCUCGCACGCCUGAAGCGAUGGAUGUUGUUACAGAGCUUGACCAGUGUGGGACGAUUUCCUUCAGCGCUAGUCGGACGACGAGGGCUUAUAUCGAUAUGUUUAUGAGUGCCGGUAGUGCGGGUGUUUCGGUUUUGGAGGGGUUGGCUGUGCUGUGGGCUACGGAGGUUUGUUACCUGCGGGCGUGGAGGUUUGCGGCUGGGUAUAUGAGGCAGAAUAUGGACGAGAAGCAGGAUUAUAAGGGUGAUGCGGAUGGGGGAGCGUUGAGGGAGAAGUUUAUUGCCAAUUGGUCGAGUGAUGAGUUUGAGGUGUUUGUUAAUUCUAUUGGGGAUGUUGUUGAUGAGAUGGCUGGGCAGCUCAAGGGGGCCGAGGAGACUGAGUUGAUGCGUGGGAGGUGUUUGGAGUGGUGGAAGCAGAUUCUUUGGUUGGAGGAGAGGUUUUGGCCGAAAGUUAAGCCUUAUCAGUAG
Messenger RNA from Penicillium canescens, 1155 nucleotides. RefSeq names its product putative transcription regulator PAB1642. NCBI's taxonomy places the organism in Eukaryota, Fungi, Ascomycota, Eurotiomycetes, Eurotiales, Aspergillaceae. The record is from RefSeq and is a predicted model, not a curated record. The coding region runs from base 1 to 1155 and encodes 384 amino acids. The transcript is spliced from 2 exons.